AUGUCUCCAUCCCACUUCUUCGACGACUGUCCAGCUGAAAUUCUCAUAGAAUGCUUUCUCUUCUGUGUUUACCCAGACCUUCCUGCCAUCCACCCGAAUUGUGCCCCUAUCCUUGUCACUCGCGUUUGUCGCCGAUGGCGUGAGGUCGCACUGUCGACAUCGUUAUUGUGGUCACGACUAUUGAUGCGGUUCAGUAGCGACGAGGCCGAGUCCCUUCACUCCUCGGGCUUACAACCUUUUGAAAACUUUCUCGAUAAGUCGCUCGGCAUUCCACUCACCUGCACCUUACUCGAUCAAACGAAGGCAGGAAGUCCGCACUUCGACCAGUAUCUGGGGGUACUUCUCCGCCAUGCUCGUCGCUGGGAGACCAUAUCCCUAGCCUCUCAGUCCACCCGUCCAACCCUUCCACGGAUCACCGAAUUCCCCUGUCUGCACAGUCUAAAUGUUGACUGGAUCAACGAUUCAGAGUGCGCGCUUGCACCAAUAUUCGAAAACGCCCCAAGCCUUCGAUCCUUAGCACUGCGAUCUUCUCGCACCUUUGACUGCUUCGUCAUUGCACCACAGCUAACUUCCUUGUCGGUAUCCUAUUUCUCCGACACUGAGAAGUAUGCGGUCCUAUCACCGCUCCGACCAUCGAUACAGAGACGACCGGCGCCGGCACACGACGGACGACUCUUCACUGCCCUGUCGACAUUCACAUCCCUGACGAGUUUGUAUAUCGGAACGUUUGCGUACUUCAAACGAGAAUUCAUGGACAACGAUCAUCCCACCGAGAAGGUCGUCCUGCCCAACAUUCAUACGUUCUCCUUCCCCAUCUCUGAUGCCGCCUUUCCUACCAUUUGGCUUUCAGCCAUCACAUUUCCACACCUCCUCGAACUUGGAAUCUCACCACGAGACACACUUGACUUCAGGUCCAAUGAUCACCUCCACAAUGUCCUGGAUUUUGUCGGACGGCAUGCGGACACGGUACGAAACAUCACGCUCGGUUUGCCAAAUACUUCACGAAACGAUCAACGACUCGAAAUUCUGAGCUUGUUGCCUCACAUCGAGACGCUUCGGCUUACAUCACCUCACCAGUCGAGAGUGAACUUCGACCAAAUGAGCAAUCUUAUCGGAUUCGUGGAGGGUCGGGCGCGUCGAGGAGAAGAUGGGCAGGGAGUCACUGAGGGCUUGCGGCGCCUAGUUUUACCACACCAGACGCUGGCAUAUCUACGAAGAGUGGAGAAGAGUGGCAGUUUCGGGCGUCUGCAGCAUUGCAUUCAGAAGGGCCUAGUCGUAGAAGACAUUGGCCUGAUGGGCCUGCACGUAGCUCUGACUAGCGCUGCCAUGUUAUGGUCAAGCACUAAGGCUACUGCGACCCACUCAGCAAAUCGCUCGACACUCGACUGCCUUGCGGACCUCCAAGAAGCGCUCGAAUGCACGAGGGGUCAUUUACAAAAGUGGUCGGAGAAGGGAGGGUUCAGGAAGGAAAUCGUGGCGAAGCUGCUGCCGUCCAUUGCGUUAGGGGAGUUGCAGGAUGAUCAGAAAUGGUUGGCGCAGAGGUGCCAAGACUUGCAGCUUGCGUUCAGCUUCAUGUUGUGGAAGAAAGCGUUAGCUAUGGAUGGGCAGGAGGGUACUGGUCAUGAUGCGAUGGGAAAUGAGCUGCCGAAUUCACAGUCGGGUUCGAUUCAAGCCCAGAACCAGAGCCCGUCAACUAAUAAUGAAAUGAGUAGAGGCAAGUACUCCGAUUUUUUACCCUGUUGGUAUGACAUGAUGGCGAAAGUCAGACGGGGUGAGAUCUAUUCCGGCGCUAUACUGUUGUGGAUAGACGACGAACCCCAUAAGAACCAAGAUCUCGUCUCGUACGCGCAAUCGGCGAACACCAGAGUAGUCACACUCCUCUCGACCGCCCACGCAAAACAGUGGAUUACAUCGAACGACGCGUUACUUCGCCAAACAUAUAAAUGCGGAAGUCUUCGAAUCAUCUCAGACAACGCACGAUUCGAAAAUCCGACUCUGAAUCGCGGGGAGCAUGGCAACAGAACCAAGCCUCAGAAAGAGUGGGUCCCAGAUGCAGGAGAGCAAAAGCUACGCUUCGUCCGAGAACGUGGUCUGCGAGCACCCGUACUCAUAUGGACGCGGUCAGCCAAUAUAACGGCGUUUGUUUUGGAGUACAAAAACGCGGGGUCCACGCUGAUUAAGGAGGUCGUCGAAGCAUUUAUCGCUUCCCUGGCGUAUGGAGAUACCAUCGACAGCUGGCCUCGGAACAUCGACGCAGGAGAACAGAUCAUCCGUUUCGUCCGCGAGACUCUCAGACUGGACACACCUGCACUCAUCUGCACCCGUGUCGAUGUCCAGGUCGCGACGUCGCGACCUGGACAUCGUUCGACGACAGAUACUGCAGUUCUUGAGAACUUUAUUAGGGGGUUUGCGGACGGAGAGGUUCCAGACGGCCAGAAAUGGUGUGGAAGUCAACUUUUGUCCAGCAGGCUUGCCGGUGCUGGAAUUCGCGGUGGCACAGCGAAAUAG
Molecule: messenger RNA, 2508 nt
Organism: Stereum hirsutum FP-91666 SS1
Lineage: Eukaryota; Fungi; Basidiomycota; Agaricomycetes; Russulales; Stereaceae
Exons: 7
Coding region: 1-2508 (835 amino acids)
Source: RefSeq, a predicted model, not a curated record